AUGUCGCCUCCAGCUAACACACACCUAGCCUACACCCCUCCUGACGGGGGCUGGGGCUGGGCAGUAGUAUUUGGAGCAUUCAUUUCCAUUGGAUUUUCAUAUGCUUUUCCUAAAGCCAUAGCAAUCUUCUUCAAAGAAAUCCAGGAUUUCUUUGGCACAUCCUACAGUGAGAUUGCAUGGGUGUCUUCAAUUAUGUUGGCCACUACCUAUGGUGGAGGUCCUAUCAGCAGUAUUUUAGUGAAUCGUUUUGGCAGCCGACCAGUGGUUAUAUUUGGAGGCCUGCUGUGUGGAAUUGGGAUGAUUUCAGCGGCGUUCUGCACUAGCAUUUUACAGCUUUACAUCUGCGUUGGAGUCAUUUCAGGAUUUGGCCUUGCUCUUAACCUUCAGCCGUCAGUGAUAAUCAUCGGGAAAUACUUUUUGAAAAGGAGACCCAUCGCCAACGGCCUUGCCAUGGCCGGGAGCCCCGUAAUGCUAUCUACCCUUGCUCCUUUGAACCAGUUCCUCUUUGACAAUUUUGGCUGGAGGGGCAGUUUCUUUAUUCUUGGGGCAAUUUUACUGAACUGCUGUGUGGCUGGUGCUCUCUUCAGGCCCAUUGGAAUGGCAGCGGACCCUGUUCAGAAACAAACCGUCAAGCAAGCCGAAAAGACUGUAAAAGAGCAGCCCAAUAACAGCUCCGUUGAAAUGGUCCCUCCCAGAGCUGUCAGUUUGUUGAGCGGAACAGAAGAGGAGGAGGAGGACAAAGACUGCUGUGAGAAGUUCAAUAAGUACCUUGAUUUCUCCCUCUUUAAACACAGAGGUUUCCUGAUUUACCUGAUUGGAAACGUGCUCAUGUUUCUGGGAUUUUUUGCCCCUAUUGUUUUUUUGGCCCCUUACGCAAAGCACCUUGGCAUUGAUGAAUACUCAGCAGCCUUCCUCCUUUCUAUCCUUGCAAUAGUCGACAUGAUCGCCAGACCCACCACUGGAAUUAUUGCCAACAGUAAAUGGGUGAGGCCAAAGAUCCAGUAUUUUUUCAGCUUUUCAAUUGCUUUUAAUGGUGCCUGCCAUCUCCUGUGCCCCUUAGCCACAGGCUACACGGGUCUAGUCAUAUACUCCGUCUUUUUUGGCUUGGCCUUUGGUAUGGUUUGUGCCAUGCUCUUUGAAACCCUCAUGGACCUCGUGGGAGCUGCGCGAUUCACAAGUGCUGUUGGCCUUGUCACCAUAGUGGAGUGUUGCACGAUACUUCUUGGACCACCUAUUGGAGGAACACUGAUAGAUACUUUUGGAGAUUACAAAUACAUGUUCAUUAAAUGUGGAGCUGUGAUGGUCUUAGCAGGAACAUUCCUGUUCAUCAUGAAUUACUACAAUUACCGUAUGCUGGCGAAAGAGGAGAGGGAAAGAAAAGUGACAGAAGAGACCGUGAAGGACAACAAACAUAUAAGGACAGAAACAGAGGAUGGAAAUAUCUGGGCCAAAGAAAAGAUGCAGGAUGGUCCGGAGGUGGAACCUUUGACAGACGAAAAAGAGGGACUAAAAAAAGAAGUGAAUGGCAAAAGUGAAGUCUAAGCUUGUUUUAACAGGUUGACUGGGAAAUUGCUUUUUGUGUUUCUUAAAUUGACUGUAACAAUGACAUGACUUUAGAUGUCUAAUUCUGCAUUGAUACUGCUCUAUUUCUACUCUUUGCUUUGCCUAGGAAAAGCCUAAAGGAAAGAAAAAAAAGUCUAGCUUCUUAUGAAGUGCUGGCACAUACAGUGCAAUACCCGUUCCUAUAUUGUUGGAGGGCUGCAUCGUUUUUCUUUAGCUAUUUCCUGUUACCAAUAGGGAUCUUAAAAGCAUCCAGCCCCCACUCUGCUCUUAGGCCUGCUCCAAUGUCCAUGAAAGGCUAUGAGCUAGGAGUGCGAUUUCCCUGCUUGCGUACGCAGACUCGGGCUGGCUCUCAUUGAGCUAACGUGAGUCUAAGUAGCCGUGUAGCUGUGGUAGCAUGGGGAGCAGCAGCAGAGAUCUGGAUAAGCUGAACGGAGUACACACCCACCAGUUUUAGGCAGGUUUGUACUCAACAUGGCUCAGCCAUACCUCCACUGCCCCCACCCUGACAGGCUGACAUGGCUACACUGCUAUUAAUGCUCAUGCUAACCCAAUGACAGCUAGCGGAAGUAUGUGUACACCAGCAGGGGAAUCACACCACUCGCUCGUAGUGUAGAUGUAGCUGAAGUCAAUGCAAAACCUUCCACUGGCUGCAGUGAGCUUUGAAUUAGAUCGUAUUAGAGAGGAAUAUUCCACUGCGACGAAGUGGGUAUUCACCCACGAAAGCUCAUGCUCCAAUACGUCUGUUAGUCUAUAAGGUGCCACAGGACUCUUUGCUUCAUUUAAGUACUGUCAUUAUGGGCCUGAUCAGUGUCCAGGGAAACCAACAGCAAGGCUCCCGUUGACAUCAGUGUGUAUUGGAUCAGGGCUCAAGGACCUAUCGGGAAGGCUUAAAUGCCACCCUCAUUUAGCCGCUGCACUUUUACUAAUGCACCUUCAUCACAGGGAAAAUUAACUAGGCUUAAUACCAAUCACCUUCAUUUUGAAGCCAUGCUUGGUUUAAAGAUUCAGCUUGAAUUGAAGCCUUGGCUUCUAACAAGACAGUAUGCGCCGGUACGUGGUUGUGUGUGUGCAGUACCUGAUAGGCCACGUGGUCUUGUGGACUGAGCACAGGAUCUGGAGCCAGGCUGUCGCCAGCUCUAGUGCUAGCUUGACCAAUGACUUGCUGUAGGGCCUUGGGAAAACGGCUCUGAGUCAAAUCCACAGGCGCCAUGAGCAGAGUAACUUAACAAAGGUGAAAUUCACCCUGUGUAGAGGACCAGCAUGAGCCUGUGCACCACUUAAGCGUUCAAGAAAAGGGCAAAAGUUAAUUCCAUCAACGUCAAUCAACAGAAAAAACUUAAGUGGGAACAACUGGAGUCCUGCAAUGACUUACACACAGGGGCGUUGGGAGCCAUUGAACCAAACUGUAAACCCUGUAUAUAAUGGAAACCACUUCAAGCUUACACAUAUGCUUAACUUUACUCCUGGCUAGUCUUCAAUGAGACAAGUCACGUGAAUAAAGCUAAGCCUGUGGGUUCGCAGGAUCAAGGCCACUGGCUUCCAUAGAGUUUCACUCAUCCUCAACGGUCCUAUGUAUCUGUUUCCCCAGCCACAUGUUUUCCCAUCAAUAAACUGCAGAUAAUAACAACAGGGAGUUGUGAGGGCUCAUUAGUUAAAGCUGUAAAGGUUUGUAUAAACACCAACACCCAGAUCCUAAGCGGUAUUUAGGCACCUAACUCCUAUUCCUUUCACUUGGCAUUAGGCACCUAAAUACCAUUGAGAACCUGGGCCUAAGUAUUAUUAAUGACUUCCUAGCUCACUGCAAAUAUUGGAGAAAAAUCAUAUCUCGUAGCUCUGUCAUCUGAGAACAGUAUUUAAUUAAACCCCAGGUACAGACUGCGUACAGCUUAGCUGUGAACGAAGGCUUUUUACAAAUGAACCUUUCUAUGGACUCUGCUGCCCUUUAAACAUAGGUCAGAACUGUAGGUUCCUCCACAGGACUCAGGGCUGUGCAGUGGGGUUGAAAUGCUGUUUCCAUUGAAGUCAGUGGGGCUAGGAUUUCAUCCUUAGGCACUAUCUUGUGUUUGUUGUGGACAGCACCUCCCGGCAACAUUGAUUUUUUUUUUAAAUACUCGUUAUCACAGUCAUGUAAAUAUGAACGAAACUAUUCCAAACUAAUGGCGUUGAUGGAGGUGCCAGAACAUUUCCUGACAGCACAUGUCAUUGGGAA
Mauremys reevesii (Reeves's turtle) is the source of this 3772-nucleotide messenger RNA. RefSeq names its product monocarboxylate transporter 2-like. Gene Ontology annotation, biological process: monocarboxylic acid transport; transmembrane transport. The record is from RefSeq and is a predicted model, not a curated record. The transcript has 4 exons. Gene Ontology annotation, cellular component: membrane. NCBI's taxonomy places the organism in Eukaryota, Metazoa, Chordata, Testudines, Geoemydidae. Gene Ontology annotation, molecular function: monocarboxylic acid transmembrane transporter activity. Bases 1 to 1542 code for a protein of 513 amino acids.